Amoebophrya sp. A25 is the source of this 320-nucleotide messenger RNA. The record is from the annotation of a GenBank genome assembly. Lineage: Eukaryota; Dinophyceae; Syndiniales; Amoebophryaceae.
UGGGAAAAGCGUAGUGUACGAUCAUAGAGGCGAAAUGGUCAACGUAGAUUUAAGAGGCUUGCUGGACGAAGGGGCUGGACGUGGAACAGGAAUCACACGAGAGAACACGAACGACGAGGAAGCAGAUGAUGAAAAUGCAAGUAGCUGUGCGAAUUGUGCUAAUUGCGCAGCAGCUAAACAAGCAAGUCCGAAAACAUCAGGAGUGGUAAAGAACCCAGCAAAGACCACUGGCAACAGCUCAGCUGCCGACCAAAGUGUUAACGCGGGAACAGCAGCUGCAGCACAGAGCAGUAAUGCACCUGCUCCUCAUCCUGACAGCC